GUUCAAACCGAGAUUCAUCCAUGAAGAGCACACUUCUCCAGCGUGCCAGUGGCCAUUGAAGGUGCCGAACUACGAUGCCGAAUUGCAGUCAGGAAGGAGGGGGCCACGAGUUGUACUGCUUUCCCUGGGUUCAGACUGAACAGCAGUUAGAGGAAUCCCCUACCCAACCCACUCCAGCUGAGAGCCCCUUUUUCUUCCCCCUGACACGACCCCGAGCCCCACAGCCCCCCGUAAUGCCCGUCCUCCCGGAAGAAGAAGAGGAUUCCCCUGAGGAGCUCGACAGUUCCUCCAGCUCACCCAGCACAUAUACACCAGUUGAAAGUAGAGCAGUUCCCGUGGCGAUGCCUGCUCCCACCAUUGUCUUCCCAAAGCAAGCGACCGUGACCGUGGUCCAAGCAGACGGUCGCCCUCUGGAACAGACCAGACCACACAGUCCCAGAACUCGCUUGUCCCGAAACUCCCUGGGAGGACCAAUCACUACAGUCGACAGUACAGGCAAUGUGAUAGACCUGGUGAAAGACCAUCUGCCUGAGCUGCAGCUCUCAGAGGAGGACCGUCAGAAGAACCUGGUGCUGCUGCAGGAGGCCAAGAAAGUCAGCGACCGCUUCCUGAGCCGCAGGGGCCGAAAGUCCACCUGCAGCCUCUCUGAAUCCCCCACAGGUCUUUCUCCUAACCACACACCAUCCUCCUCACCUGUACCGUCCAGAAGCAGCUCUCUUAUCACAGCCCCUCAAAUAGCUGUAGCCACAGAGGUGAACUAUGCCCCCUCAUCGCCUGUCAGCCUGCGAUUGGAGGUUCUGUCUACGAGGGAGCAGGCUGACACCAGUACACCAGAGCAUGAGAGCACCAGGAGGUUGGUGGACUGGAAGCCCAAUGAGAAGCGUAAGGUGUCCUCAGGCACCCUGGCUCCCCGCUACUCUGGCCCCCCACCCCCCAGGGAGCCCAAUGGGGGCCAGAAGGAGAACUGUGACCCCCGGGUAACAGCUAAGAAUUGCCCAGAACCAGUACUAGUCAAUAAGCCAGAGGAGGGGCUGGUUCGAGCCCCCAACCAGGCCCCUGCCACUGGGGUGGCCAAGCCUGUCCCUCGGCCCCCCACUCAACAGGCCCCCUGCACGGCAGAGAUCAAGACAAUCGGGGCCUUUCCUCCCCUCAUGAGAGCUGUGUCCUGGGACACUGCUGGAACCCUCAACGCCAGGAAUGGGGCACCAAGUCUCCCCCCUACAAACGAGGAAACCUUCUCCUUUCAAGACAAGACUCGGGAUGCCCUGCUCAAGUCCUCUGGGUACAAGGACUUCCCUGUACAGCCUGUCAACGUGCAGAAGCUGUCCAAAAUAAGAGAGGAGCACAAGCUGAUGCGGAACCAAAGCAUUGUGGGGUCAAAGUUGGCAGACUUGAGUGAAACAGCUGAACAGGAAAGAGGGUCUCCUACUGAUGAGGAGGCUAAAGAGAAGUCAGACGCCAUGCCCAACAUCUCAGACAUCAUGCUGAGGAAACUCAAACUGCACAGAGGGCUACCAGGCUGUGCACCUCCACUCACGGAAAAAGAAGUUGAGAACGCUUUUGUUCAACUGUCGCUGGCGUUCCGGAACGACAACUACACACUGGAGACACGGCUCAAACAGGCGGAGCGGGAGCGGACCCUGACCGAGGAGAACACGGAGAAGGAACUGGAAGAAUUCAAAGGCUCUCUGAAGUGCACGGCACCACAGUGGAGUAACAUGGAGCAGCGGGAGUCUUACCAGUGCCUCAUAGAGACAGUAGCAGUACUGCACCGUCUGGCCACCAGGCUCUCCAGCAGAGCUGAGAUGGUUGGAGCAGUCAGACAGGAGAAGCGUAUGAACAAGGCCACAGAGGUGAUGAUGCAGUACGUGGAGAAUCUGAAGAGGACCUAUGAGAAGGACCACGCUGAGCUGAUGGAGUUCAAGAAGCUGGCCAACCAGAACUCCAGUCGCUGCUAUGGAGGAUCCAUAGACACUGGAGAUGAUGGAGUCCCACGGCCAUCCAGAUCAAUGUCGCUGACCCUGGGAAAGGCUUUGCCCAGACGGAGGGUCAGUGUUGCGGUAGUCCCCAAAUUUAACCUCCUGAACAUCCCUGGUCAGACCCCGGUCAUGGCAGGACCCGGCCCCAGCGUUGCCAUGGGACCCAGCCCCCAACCCACCAUGGGCCAAGCACUUCCUGUCCUGUGUGAAGCCAACAGUGUGAAAAGCAACUUUCCCACUGAGCCUACACAUCCAGCUAUAGAUGAGAGUGGAAAGAGUGUAGCAGAGCAGGAAGCUGAGCCAUCUGCCCCAGCCCAGCCCUCCGUCAACCUAGAGGAGAUCAGAUCAGAGAUCAGAUCAGAGAUCAAGGCAAAGAUCGAGGAGGAGGCCUACAAUAAAGGGUGA
Oncorhynchus gorbuscha (pink salmon) is the source of this 2384-nucleotide messenger RNA. Its product is annotated as inositol 1,4,5-triphosphate receptor associated 1-like. Bases 75 to 2384 code for a protein of 769 amino acids. The record is from RefSeq and is a predicted model, not a curated record. The transcript has 19 exons. Lineage: Eukaryota; Metazoa; Chordata; Actinopteri; Salmoniformes; Salmonidae.